UUUCUAACGAGGACAUGCUGACCAAAGAAAACUGUCAAGCAGCAUGUUGAACAUUUGAUUGAAACAGCGAGCCGUGUUUCUCGCGCUGGUCAGUGUAGUUCCAUGGUUUAAUUAAAACCUAGCAAGUCACUGACCUACACAAAUCAACAUGAAAGAUGAAACAAUGGAACUGGAAAGUUCCAGCAGUAGCCUCGUGUUCAGCCGAAAGCGUAGUAAGGGAUUAAAGCAUUGGGUCACACUGUUCCUCGUGGCUGGACCUAGUUUGGCUAUUGGCCUGUUGGUUGGUAAGUUUGCCAUUGGUGAUGAGAAGGUCGUGUCUACAAAAUAUGUUGCUGAAGAAGUCACAGGCUUCAAAGAAAAAGUUGAGGACAGUUCUAUUUCUCAGCUCAUUAUGGACGCCAUAGACCCAAAGAGAAUUGGAGAAAAUGUAAGACUGUUGAGCAGCAAGCCUCACCUAGCUGGACACCAAUACGACUUCGAGCUGGUGAGCCUAAUGCAGAAACACUUCCAGGAUCACGGGCUGCGCGUGCAGACCACGCCCUAUGACGUACUGCUGUCCUAUCCUAGCGAAACCACGCGCAACAGUGUCCGCGUGCUGGACGAAGCUGGUCAGUUGGUCUACGACUCCAAGACAGACGAGGUGGAUGUAUCACACAUUGAGGGCGCAGUCCCAGGGUACAAUGCGUUCGCACCGCAAGGUCUUGUAGAGGGAGAGAUUGUUUACGUUGGAUACGGCCGCCAUAUUGAGUACGACUACCUGCUAAGUAUUGGCGUGAACGUAACUGGCAAACUAGUGUUAGUGAAAUAUGGCAAACUGUUCCGAGGGUCAAAGGUAGCCAUCGCUGAAUCGUACGGAGCCAUAGGCGUCAUCAUUUAUUCAGAUCCCAUCGACCACACAGGCAUCAAAAGUGGCGACACAAGGGUGUAUCCAGAGACCUGGUGGCUGCCUUCUGACGGCGUUCAAAGAGGAACUUUGGUGUCAACAAUCGGGGAUGUUUUAACACCUGGGUACCCCUCGAACAAUGUGGCUUACCGGCAACUUGUGACAGAAGCAAAACCAACAUUACCUAAGAUUCCGGCACAUCCGAUCAGCUAUGGGGCUGCCUAUAAUAUUUUCAGGUACAUGGCCGGUUCUCCAGCUCCCAGAAACUGGACAGGUGGACUUAACAUUACAUACAGACUUGGGCCAGGUUUUACCCAACAAGGCUACAAAGUUCAAUUGAAUGUCACUAACCGCUAUAAAAGAGUAAAGGUUGAGAAUGUGUUCGGCAUCAUCCAGGGAGACGUGGAAACAGACAGGUAUGUGUUGUUUGGAAAUCAUCGGGAUGCCUGGUUAUAUGGUGCAACUGAUCCUGUGAGUGGGACAGCCGUCUUGAUGGAGAUUGCAAGAGUGAUGGGAGAUCUGGUCACAUCUGGUCGUUGGAAGCCAAGGAGAUCGAUCAUGUUCUGUAACUGGGGAGCUGAAGAAUUUGGUCUUGUCGGAUCCACAGAAUGGGUUGAGAACUACGUGGCGACGUUACGUGAGCGGGUUGUUGGCUAUAUCAACGUUGACUCUGCGGUCUCAGGUAAUCACACCCUGAAAGUGGCCUCUACCCCCCUGUUCCACAAUGUCAUCUAUCAAGCCAGCCUAAAGGUCCCGAACCCAAACCCAUUAGAGGUGCAGGCUGGUAGAACGACUGUCUACGACACUUGGCUCAAUGUUACCCCGUACUCUGAUGACCUGUUUCAGAGGAAUCCUGUACCACGAAUUUCAUCCCUUGGUUCCGGAAGUGACUACGUCGCGCUACUACAGAUCGCUGGAAUUACGUCCGUGGAUUUGACAUACACUUACAGCACGGACAUUUACAACAUCUCCUACCCGCCUCUUUAUCACACUGAGUACGAGAGGUUUGACUCCAUACAGCCUCACUUUGACCGUGACUUCCAGUUUCACGCAGCACUAGCCAGAGUGGUCAGCGAGAUGACCAGGUCAUUGUCAGACUCGUUGGUGCUGCCUUUCAGUGUCAGAAACUACGCCGAUGGCUUAGAAAAACUCAGACAGAACCUCCACAUCGACUACGGCCUACAGCUGAAAGAGAAGGUAGCCACGUACGAUCUCUUGAAAGAUGUGGUGGAAAACUUCACAAGAGAUGCGCUGGAGUUCGAGACUCAGCUGCUGAAAGUAGAUACAACAAAUCCGUACGCACUACGAAGUUUGAAUGACAGAAUCAUGUUGCUAGAGCGGGCUUUCCUCAGCACAGAAGGCUUACCGAGGAGACCAAUGAAGAAACAUGUUCUGUUUGCUGAGAACUCGUAUGACAUCUACACCGGAAGUAGUUUCCCAGGCCUUGUUGAUCUGCUGUUCAAGAUAGAACAUAACCCUGAGCGAUGGGAGCAAGUCAGGCGCCAUUUCUCCGCUAUUUUAUUCACCAUCCAAUCUGCUGGCGCCACGUUGCGUGAUGUCACUGGUUUUAUGUCCGAAACACUUUAAUCUGCAGUAGUUGUUCAGUUUUGUUGUAUUUUGUUUCUUUAUGUAAUUAUUGUUAUUUUUGAUUUUGUGUUUUGUGUUUUGUAAUGGUAUUGGUGAAAGUGUAAAUAAAUGUAUUGGUUAUGUUGAGUGUAGAAUUUCAAUACAGUUUUCAUUACUGACUUGUUGUAUAUUUCAAUAAAGUUUUCAUUAAGAGUUUCUGGCUAGACAAAA
This is a messenger RNA of Biomphalaria glabrata, 2680 nucleotides long. RefSeq names its product putative N-acetylated-alpha-linked acidic dipeptidase. NCBI's taxonomy places the organism in Eukaryota, Metazoa, Mollusca, Gastropoda, Planorbidae. Bases 149 to 2470 code for a protein of 773 amino acids. The transcript has 19 exons. The record is from RefSeq and is a predicted model, not a curated record. Gene Ontology annotation, molecular function: carboxypeptidase activity.